ACCUUUUUUUUUAUGGUUUGGUGAUGAAGCGCGGUUGAAUUUUUAGAGCCAUAUAAGGCAUUCCCAUUAACAUGAACAAUAAGCAAGUAAUUAGUGUCAUUUGAUCAUGUAAACAGUGAUCACUUAUUAUUCGAGAAAAAAAAAACGAAAAAGCAAACGAACGGUUUCUGAAAAUUUAUCAGUUAUUAGGAAUAGAUGUUCGGAUGCCAAAUGUUUUUUUUCGAAUAGAAUUAUGUGCAGGUAUUAUCCAUGUUGUGUUUUUUCCGGAGAAAAUUAAUCGUACGGAUGUAAGACUCUAUUCAUUCCCGAAGAGGUAUUUAACAUUGUUUUUCCGUUUUCUCAUUCCUAAUGCAGAAAAUACUAAAUGUGUUGUAAACAUUAAUGGCAAUGUUACAUUGAAAUCAAUCGGAGAUAUGUGGGAUUCAAGUGAAAAUCAAUGCAUUAAGCACAUUUGCGAGGUUGGAACAUUUGGAAAUGCUGUUGAGACACUUUUUCGUGAAUACUGUGAUCACAACUGUGAAAAAGGUCUUUGGGUGCCGAAGGAAGGUCAAUGUUGUGGUGAAUGUAUCCGAAAACAUUGUGUGUUCCAAAACCAAACCUAUAGCCCUGGAGAUGUCUGGAGGAGUGAAGACAAUUGCUUGUUCUAUGAAUGCGCCGAAACUUUUGAGGGGGAUAUCGUUGGAACAAAGGUUUCGUCAUAUAAAAAGGCAUGUCCAAAAUUAGAGAACUGUCCUACGAAUCAAGUUUUCUCCAAAGGCUGUUGUGCAUUCUGUAAAUCUAAUUCGAGUACAGAAAAUGAAGAAACAGAUGAUUCUUUCGCCAACCACGAUGAAACUAUGUCAAAAGAUACGUAUCUGAAUCAUCCUUGCAGGCGCGAAUGUAUACAAAACACAACACCCAGAACUUGUAGCUACAAAUUCGUGUUGGAAUGGUAUGAGACACUAAGUAAGGCAUGUUAUGACUGCCCAUCGAAUGAAACUGAUUGCUUUCGUCCGCAUUGCAUAUUUGUUGAUGGAUUUCGCAGAAGUGUUCUAGUUGUGAAUCGAAUGAUGCCUGGUCCAAUGAUUGACAUUUGCAAGGGAGAUACCAUAGUCGUUGACGUGGAAAAUCACUUGAUGGGAGAGUCUACCACCAUACAUUGGCACGGAUUGCAGCAAUAUGAGACUCCAUUUUUUGAUGGGGUACCGCACGUCACACAAUGCCCAAUUCUGCCGCAUACAACGUUCCGUUACAUGUUCAAAGCAGAUAUUGCAGGAACACACUGGUGGCAUUCGCACGUAGGAAUGCAACGGUCUGAUGGAGCGUUUGGAGCUUUUAUCAUACGAGAACCAGCAAGCGACAUUCCAUCUCAAAUCCGGCAAGUAAUCAACGAUCAAGAUACGACUGGCUUCAUUAUGAUGAUGCAAGAUUGGGAGCAUAAAAUUGGCGUCGCUGGCUUUUCAUCCUUUCAUCAUUCAAUCGGAGAUAAUAAACCAAAGCAGAUAUUAGUAAAUGGAAAGGGAAGAUAUUCGAAAAAAUUAAAAAUAAUGGAAACCACAGGAACUGUUGAGCUUGAUAAAAGUAUCUUUCCCAAAAUCACAACAGAAAAUCAAUUCAAUCCAAUACAUACAACGAAUGAAUCUGACACACAAGAUGAUACCGUUCCAACACCAUACGAGGUGUUUAAUGUUGACAAAGGCUUGAGCUAUCGUUUUCGAACAAUUAAUUCAGGUUUUUUAAACUGUCCGUUAGAAAUUUCUAUUGACAAUCACACAAUUUUGGUUAUUGCCUCAGACGGACAUUACAUUGAACCCGUGGAAGUUGAUUCGUUAGUUUCCUAUGCCGGGGAAAGAUUCGAUUUCAUUGUAAAUACCAAUCAGCCCAUUGGAAAUUAUUGGGUUCGAAUUAAGGGUUUGAUGGAUUGUGAUGAAAGAUUUAUGAAAGCGUAUCAAGGAGCAAUACUUCGGUACACAGGUGCCGAUAUCAUGAUACCGCAGGAGAAAUUAACAUAUGAUCAUAAACGAAUUGGUUUUCAAAUGAAUAGUUUGAAUAGAGGUCCCAAUCAAGUUGACAGUGUUGCAAUCGUGGAAGCGACCGCCCUUGAACCAGACACACCUGAACUAUUGACGGAACACACAGAUUAUAAAUUUUACGUUCACUAUGAUUUCUAUGAUAAAAAUUUCCCUCAAUUUAAUCAUCCGUCUUUGUAUAGCAUUCAGUCGGUUCCGAAUCGAAAUAAUAAAUUUUUUGGUCCCCAGUUGAAUGAAAUAUCAUUUCGAAUGCCGUCAACUCCGCUUCUAAUGGGUCGUGAUGAAAGUAAAUUCUGCAAUAGAUCAUCAUUGUUGGAACGGAAUAUCGAUUGUGAAACGAAUUUUUGUGAGUGUACACACGUUCUUCAAGUUCAUUUGAAUUCUACGGUAGAGGUAAUAAUAGUUGAUGAAGGCUACAUGUACGAUGCGAACCAUCCAUUUCACUUACAUGGUCACCACUUCCGAGUGGUUGGAAUGGAGAGGGUCAAACCAACUGGAAUUACCAUAGACGAAAUCAGGAAGCUAGACGAAUCUAAUAAAAUGAAAAGAAGACUGUCUGGAGCUCCUAUUAAAGAUACGGUUACCGUUCCUGAUGGAGGCUAUACGAUUAUCAGAUUUUUGGCAAACAAUCCAGGCUUUUGGCUGUUUCACUGUCAUAUCGACUUUCAUGUGGAGGUUGGCAUGGCGCUAAUUUUCAAAGUUGGAGACUACAACCAAAUGCGUCCAUUGCCACAAAACUUUCCAUACUGUUCAAACUUUUUCCCAACGAAUACGACGAUCACAUCGAAAGCGCAUGUAACAAAUUACAGUUUAUGUAUAAUUGCAAUUUCAUUUAUUGUAGCCAUAUUCAAUUGAACAUUCUACAAUUGAAGCAAAUUAGACAAUUGUAGAUGUGUAACAGUGUGUUGCUCAGGAAACAAAUGUGUACAUAAAAUAUUCUAUAGUUCAUUUUGUAUUAUCACAGCUAUUAUUGUUAAGUGUUAUAGCUCAUAAAAAUGGAAAUAAAAUUGGCAAAAUAA
Molecule: messenger RNA, 3028 nt
Organism: Sitodiplosis mosellana (orange wheat blossom midge)
Lineage: Eukaryota; Metazoa; Arthropoda; Insecta; Diptera; Cecidomyiidae
Gene: Mco1
Exons: 5
Coding region: 204-2864 (886 amino acids)
Biological process (GO): iron ion transport
Cellular component (GO): plasma membrane
Molecular function (GO): oxidoreductase activity; copper ion binding
Source: RefSeq, a predicted model, not a curated record